This is a messenger RNA of Arctia plantaginis, 1218 nucleotides long. The record is from the annotation of a GenBank genome assembly. NCBI's taxonomy places the organism in Eukaryota, Metazoa, Arthropoda, Insecta, Lepidoptera, Erebidae.
AUGAACCGAGACAAACGAGAACCGGAGUAUCCUACGGAGUUAGAGACUCAGUUUAUUUUAAGGCUACCAGAAGAACCAGCUAAAGUUCUCCGAGAAGUACUGAAAUCUGGGGAGAACCUGAAAAACCGACUGACGAUACAGAUAGAAAACGACAUGCGACAAGGCGAGGUACGGUUCGACCAUUGGUUAAUGCACGCCAAGAUCUUCGACCUCCCCACCAUCAUAGAGUCAUUAAAAACAAUUGACAAUAAAAGCUUUUAUAAGACAGCCGACAUAUGCCAAAUGAUGAUAUGCAAAGAGGAACCGGACCAACCAUCUACAGAAGAGGAAUCGCCAGCAAAAAACAAGAAGAAAGAUCCAUAUAAGGUCGAUAAAAAGUUUCUAUGGCCUCACGGCAUCACCCCUCCAACUAAGAAUAUACGCAAGCGCCGGUUCAGGAAAACUUUAAAGAAAAAGUAUGUAGAAGCUCCAGAAAUCGAAAAAGAAGUUAAGAGAUUACUGAGGGCUGAUAAUGAAGCUGUGAGUGUUACAUUCGAAGUUAUACAAGAGGAAGAAGACCAUCCUAAAACAGAACAGAGUGCGCCAGAAAAAGUUAAGCCUGAGAAGAAAAUGAAAGCUGAACGCAAUCCUAAAAGAGAAAGAGAAGUUGUGUCCCAUGCGAGUGCGUCAAACACAGAAUCAUCCAAUGUUGUUGAUAUAUUUGGAGGAAAUGUCAGUGAUUCUGACUUAGAAGAUGACAAUAUCAAUGUUGAGAUGGAGGAUAGUAGAAUGUCAGCGUAUGACAGCCGUCUCUCUGACACAAACUCUAUGCAUGGAGAAGGAUCAUCUAAGAGAGAUGCAAUGCCUACUCAGUUUAAGUCACACAUGUUCCAAUCACCUCAGGACAUGCCAAAGUCAUUUGCCGGUCACAGCCGAGCAACUACACCAGCUGCCUCUGGAAUGUCUAAAAGUGGAGGUUUGUCUUCUGAAGAUGACGGAGACUAUCAACCAAGAGAUAUGUCUAAAGAUAACAUGUCAUUAAGGAUCGAACAACUCAGGGCUGGGCUUGAGGAGCUGAAACAGCGAAGGCAGAGGACUCAGCAUGAGAUUGCAGGGAUGGAAAACCUGGCGUUGCGACAGAGAUUCCAAGACAUCCUGCAUACUUUGAAUCAGGACAUAAUGUACAAAGAGAUGGAGUAUCAAGGUCUAAUAACUCUACAAAAUUCUGAAGAUAUAUAG